UGUCCGCUCCCUCCGCGGGAGGGCCCUGCCGCCCCCAGACGCGUGGCCAGUGUCUCUCCCCCUUGACCCGCCACCCGCCAGACAGCAGGGCGAAGGCGGGGCCAGACAUCACCGGAAAUGGCGGUCCUCCUUGUUCUGCUGCUGGUCAUGAGCCUGGCGUGGGUGGAGACCAAUGUCACCGUGUCUGGAAGGCAAAGCGUACUGAGGUGUCACGUUUGCGAGGAGGAGAACAGUUUCGAUUGUGAAAGACCCACAGACUGCAAAGCGGACGUUCAGUAUUGUACUUCUGUUGCCGUGAGAACAUUUCCACGGUUCUUCUAUGUUUCCAAGCAGUGCGCAAAGUACUGUGGGAUAAUCAGUCCACCUCCACAGACGGCCAAGUCGUUCGUGCUCAUAAAGCCCACGCCCUUCCUGUUCAUGGCGUGCUGUAAGCAGAACCUGUGCAACAACCAGAAACCAAUCAUCAAAGAAAACACAGAAGAUAGAUACAAAGAGGGGGGCGGGGAGGAGGGCAGCAGCGGGCGGGGCAGCAGGGGCAGCAGGGCGGGGCUGGUGACUUUCCUGACACCGGCCUCUGGGCUCCUGGGCCUCAGGCUGCCGUGA
Physeter macrocephalus (sperm whale) is the source of this 603-nucleotide messenger RNA. It is a transcript of the gene LY6K, whose product is annotated as lymphocyte antigen 6 family member K. Gene Ontology annotation, biological process: binding of sperm to zona pellucida. Gene Ontology annotation, cellular component: acrosomal vesicle. Bases 118 to 603 code for a protein of 161 amino acids. The record is from RefSeq and is a predicted model, not a curated record. Lineage: Eukaryota; Metazoa; Chordata; Mammalia; Artiodactyla; Physeteridae. The transcript is spliced from 4 exons.